Molecule: messenger RNA, 2337 nt
Organism: Colletotrichum navitas
Lineage: Eukaryota; Fungi; Ascomycota; Sordariomycetes; Glomerellales; Glomerellaceae
Exons: 1
Coding region: 1-2337 (778 amino acids)
Biological process (GO): positive regulation of cytoplasmic translation
Cellular component (GO): cytoplasm
Molecular function (GO): single-stranded RNA binding; mRNA binding; translation regulator activity
Source: RefSeq, a predicted model, not a curated record
AUGGACGCAUCAGAAUCGGCGGAAGCUGCAUCACUUUUAUCUGGCAGAGAGGACGAUACUCAGCAGGCAUCAAAGAAACGACCGCUGGAGGACGUCGACAUACAGAGCAGUGGAUCACCACAGUCUCACCAGGCCGAAUCCCCGGAGCCUGAAGCCAAGAGGGCGAAGACAGAAGCCCUCGACAAACAGUGCGCACAGAACGACACAAAAAGCUCGGAGAGCGCUGAGGAAGGCGAGCUAGAAGAGGACGGAGAGGUCAAAUCGUCCGAAUCCGAAUCCGAAUCCCAGGAGAUGGCCGGCUCACAGAGUGACCGAAGUCGCGCAUCACGCGCCCGCUCCAAAGCCUCGGCUGCAAGCGAAGAGUCGGAUGCUGGCGUCAGACGGACGACACGUUCUAUGUCGGCGGCCGCAAAUGGCCCUGCCCAUACUGGAUGGAACCAAGGCAUAACGUCCCAGAUUCGGACCUCGUUGGGCGGGUCGAAGGCCAAGGUAGCACUGGCGCCAGCCAAGGAGGCGGCGAUAUCAGAGGAGGCAACAUCUGAGCCUGUGCCUGCCGCCGCCGAAUCUGAGCAGAUCCAACCAGCCAAAAAGGAGGGCAAACUCACACGAAAGGAGCAACAACAACAACAACAACAACAACGGGCUGAAGCUGCCGCUUUAAAAAAGCAAAAGGCCCAAGAACAGCAGAAAAACACCUUCGUCUACGCACCUGGCCUCACUUUCUUGCAACCCAACAAGAAGACGAUUCUGCAGCCCAAGGGUAACAAUCUGGGCAAGACCGUCUGGAAGUCCAAGUUCAAGAGCUGGUGCCAAUCCUUCGUCAGUCGGAACACUGAGCAAAGCAGCCUUAUUACUGCCGACAUCGUCGUGGCUGCUCUUCAGGACUAUAUUGCGACGCGCGCGCAUUGGUCCAAAAGGAAGCACACCACGGCCGCGACCGCUGAGGCUCGCACGCCCGAGAUGAAAAACGAAAUUGCAGUCUACCUGGCGACGAUCCUCAAGGACGACAGCCUUUUGCCUGGCUCCGAAGAGUCGCCUAUGGUCAUCGAUGACAACGACGACGAAGCCGACAACAGUGUUCAAGAGAUCUCACGUCCUGCUGGCGAUAUCGCAUCAGCUGCGCCGGAAACGCAAGGCGAACAAGACUCGACCGCUGAAGAUCCGGACCAGUCUUACAAGGACGACACAGGUGCCUCGAUGGAAGUCGAGCAGACGGAGCCGGGACCACCCGUCAUGACGGAGGAGGAGGAUUUGGCGCAGCAGCGCAAGUACUUCCCAGGCCUGCCAGAAUCUGUUGAGAUUUGCGUCUACUGCGCAUCCGUCGGCCACAACUCGGCCGCUUGUUCCAAGACGGCCUGCAAAUUCUGCCAACAACCCAACCAUUUCUCCUGGAACUGCCCGACGCGCGAGAGGUGUACUAAGUGCCGCCAAUUGGGCCACGGCAAGGCGCAGUGCACCGAGAAGCUCGUCCACCUCGACGAAGAGGGCAUGGAGUGUGCCAUGUGCAGCGCACAGGACCACCUUGAAGACGAGUGCGAGGCCCUUUGGCGGUCUUACAAGCCCCAGAACGGGGUGAUCAAGAAGGUCAAGGUCUUCCCUGCAUUCUGCGCCUCUUGUGGCGCCGAGGGCCACUACUCUUCCGACUGCGCGCUCCGUGGCGACAGGCCUCGCAACCACACGUGGUCACUCAAGAACCGAAGCCUUUACGUUGACAAGAACGCAUUGGAAGGACCGAUCAGUAACUUUGCUAGUCAGCCCCAGAACCCCAAGUUCCCCCUCCAAAUCAAGGGUUCUGCAGCCAAGCGCAACCACAUCUUCUACCCCGAUAGCGACGGAUCGGAAGAGGGGGAGUUCAUCGGUCAGAAGGUGAAGCCGCGCGCACCGCUAGGUAACAUUCAGCUGUCUACCAACCUCCAGAUCAACACGGGCAACUUUGGAGCGCCGCCGCAGACGCAGCAGAACGGGCGCGGCCAGCAGCGUGGUGGGUGGUCGACGCAGCCUCCUUUACCUCCUGGACCUCCGCCUCCUGGCCCGCCACCCGGCUCGUACUCGCGAAUGUCAAGGAGCUUCAAUAACCAGUCGCGCCCACCCCCUCCGAACGGUGGUGGUGUUCGCGGCGGCGGGUUACCCCCAAAACCCCCAGCGCCGCAGUCGCAACAGCACGGCUACCAUAACGUGGGCCCACCGUCUAGACCGAAUCCGCCAAAGAAGCAGAGAAACCAGUCCGGUAGCUCCCAUGCGGGAUCCUCGCAGCAGCAGCAGCAGCAGCAGCAGAAUGGUGGAGGUACAGCACCCCGCCGCAGGGGCAAGGCCAGACGUGGUGGGAAGCAGGGAUGA